This is a messenger RNA of Thalassophryne amazonica, 2000 nucleotides long. RefSeq names its product beta-carotene oxygenase 1 (gene bco1). Gene Ontology annotation, molecular function: carotenoid dioxygenase activity; beta-carotene 15,15'-dioxygenase activity. The transcript has 11 exons. The record is from RefSeq and is a predicted model, not a curated record. The coding region runs from base 101 to 1672 and encodes 523 amino acids. Lineage: Eukaryota; Metazoa; Chordata; Actinopteri; Batrachoidiformes; Batrachoididae. Gene Ontology annotation, biological process: carotene catabolic process; retinal metabolic process.
GAUAAAACAUCCGGACAGGGCGUGGCUUGUUGGUGAGCAGCAGCAGGAUUUGUGCAGAAACCUCAGUGGCCACACACACAGAGCACACACAGAACACAGCAUGGCCCUCGACCUCUCCAACAAUGUAGAGGAGCGACCAGAGCCUUUUCAGGCCGAGGUCAAAGGGAGUCUUCCCAGCUGGCUGCGAGGUGCGUUGCUGCGCAUUGGACCUGGAAUCUUCACUGUAGGUGACACCAGCUACAACCACUGGUUUGAUGGGAUGUGCAUCAUGCACAGCUUCAGCUUUCAGCAAGGUGAAGUGACCUACAGGAGCAGAUACCUGAGAGGAGACACCUACAACACCAACAUGGCUGAAAACAGAAUAGUUGUGUCUGAAAUGGGGACGAUGGCUUAUCCAGACCCAAACAAGAACUUCAUUGCCAAGGCAGUUACAUUUCUCAACCACACCAUACCCGACUUCACUGACAACUGUGCGAGCAAUUUCAUCAAAUAUGGAAAUGACUACUACGCUACUUCUGAAACCAACUACAUUCGCAAGAUCGAUCCUGUGACUCUGGAAACUCAGGACAAGGUGGAUUACAUGAAGUACCUGCACGUUAACUUGGUUUCAUCCCAUCCACAUUAUGACCGAGAGGGCAACGUCUUCAACAUGGGCACCUCCAUCGCAGAAAAGGCAAAGACUAAGUACACACUCUUCAAAGUCCCUGCAGCUUCUGUGGAAGGUGGAGGUCAGAAAACGCCUGUCUUGAAGAAGGUCGAGGUGAUCUGCACAAUUCCCUGCCGCUCUCUCUUCAUGCCGAACUAUUAUCACAGCUUUGGAAUGACGGACAACUACUUUGUCUUCAUCGAGCAACCUAUUAAAAUGGACAUCUUAAGGAUGUCCACUGCCUACAUGAGAGGCAUCAACUGGGCAAGCUGCCUGAAGUUCUGUGCUGAAGAAAACACUCUGAUCCAUUUGAUAGACAGAAGAACUAGCAAAGAAGUUGAGACAAAGUACUACACCAGAGCAAUGGUUGUCUAUCAUCACGUGAACGCUUUUGAGGAUGACGGUCAUGUCGUCUUUGACGUCAUUGCCUAUAAAGACAACAGCCUUUAUGAUAUGUUCUACCUCAGCAAGCUGAAGGACAGUACUACUGGAUCUGAUGACGCUAGCGAGUCCAAGCCGAGCUACCAAAGAUUUGCUCUUCCCAUCCAAUCGGACAAGAAUGUUGGGACUGGAGAGAAUAUGGUGAAAAUCAAAUAUACAACUGCCAGAGCUGUGAAGGAGAAGGAAGGGAAGCUAAUGUGCCACUCAGAGGUGCUUUGUGAAGGUUUGGAACUACCCAGAAUGAAUUAUGACGUCAACGGGAAGAGGCACCGCUUUGUUUAUGGGAGCUGUGUGGAGAAGGCCACCGUGUCAAAAGCGAUUGGAAAGUUUGACACAGAAACGAAGGAAAUGGAUUGUUGGAGUGAAAGUAACUGCUGGCCUUCAGAGCCGGUGUUUGUCCCGAGACCAAAUGGAGAGUCAGAGGACGAUGGUGUUGUCUUAACAUCAGUGAUUAACUCCUGCCCCGGUCAGUUUGGCUUCGUCCUCGUGCUCGAUGGUAGAACGUUCAAAGAAGUGGCUCGAGCAUACGUGAACACCGAGCUGCACAGGGAUAUGCACGGAAUCUUUAUCCCACAAGGAAAUUAGGGAGAAAUUUCCCACAAAAGUUCUCAACCCUCCCACAUAUGUAGAAAUAUGUGUGCCUGCCUGUCACACGUGUGUCACACCAGCACUGUGUGCAGAAUAAAGACUGACUCAAUAAACGGUUGAAAUCGAGCUGCAGUAGAAAGAAAACUUGAUUACUGCAAAACAAAUGUGAUAUUGAGAGUAAUGUAUACUGUUUUUCAUAUGAUUUAUACGUUAUAUUUUAGACUAGAAUGCCUCGGAUAAGAUCAAAUUUGUUAUAAUCCAGCUAAAAGUACUGUGUUCUUAUGCUAAAUAAAUAAAAUUAUUAAAAAAUCAAAUUAUCUAAAUA